This is a messenger RNA of Phacochoerus africanus (Common warthog), 1832 nucleotides long. It is a transcript of the gene PYCR1, whose product is annotated as pyrroline-5-carboxylate reductase 1. Gene Ontology annotation, molecular function: pyrroline-5-carboxylate reductase activity. The record is from RefSeq and is a predicted model, not a curated record. Bases 123 to 1157 code for a protein of 344 amino acids. The transcript has 8 exons. Lineage: Eukaryota; Metazoa; Chordata; Mammalia; Artiodactyla; Suidae. Gene Ontology annotation, biological process: L-proline biosynthetic process.
GCUGGGUGCCGCGUGGCGGGCGCGGUGCUGUGAAUUGGGGGAGACCCGCGGGGUAACUUGCUGCGGCUGUUCCCAGAGCCGGUGCCAGCUGUGACGGCAGUGGGCCCAGGCCUCCAGACAGCAUGAGCGUGGGCUUCAUCGGGGCUGGCCAGUUGGCCUUUGCCCUGGCCAAGGGCUUCACAGCAGCAGGCGUCCUGGCCGCCCACAAGAUCAUGGCCAGCUCCCCAGACAUGGACCUGGCCACCGUCUCUGCUCUCAGGAAGAUGGGGGUGAACCUGACACCCCACAACAAGGAGACCGUGCAGCACAGCGACGUGCUCUUCCUGGCUGUGAAGCCCCACAUCAUCCCCUUCAUCCUGGAUGAGAUUGCCCCGGACAUCGAGGCCCGGCACAUCGUGGUGUCCUGCGCAGCCGGCGUCACCAUCAGCUCCAUCGAGAAGCGAGAACUCAGGGAACCGCAGCUCAGGGCGAGCGCAGGGCCGGGAUGGGCACGCCGCCGGUUUCUCCUCCAGAAGCUGACAGCGUUCCAGCCGGCGCCCAAGGUCAUCCGCUGCAUGACCAACACGCCGGUCGUGGUGCGGCAAGGAGCCACCGUGUACGCCACGGGCACCCACGCCCAGGUGGAGGACGGCAGGCUCCUGGAGCAGCUCAUGGGCAGCGUGGGCUUCUGCACGGAGGUGGAGGAGGACCUGAUUGACGCGGUCACGGGACUCAGCGGCAGCGGCCCGGCUUACGCCUUCACAGCCCUGGAUGCGCUGGCUGACGGCGGCGUGAAGAUGGGGCUUCCGAGACGCCUGGCCGUCCGCCUCGGGGCCCAGGCUCUGCUGGGGGCUGCCAAGAUGCUCCUGGACUCCGAGCAGCACCCCGGCCAGCUCAAGGACAACGUCUGCUCUCCAGGCGGGGCCACCAUCCACGCCCUGCAUGUGCUGGAGAGCGGGGGCUUCCGGUCCUUGCUCAUCAAUGCGGUGGAGGCCUCCUGCAUCCGCACACGCGAGCUGCAGUCCGUGGCUGACCAGGAGGAGGUCUCCCCAGCAGCCAUCAAGAAGACCAUUCUGGACAAGGUGAAGCUGGACUCUCCUGCUGGGGCCUCCGGGGCCCCUCCUGGCCAUUCCAAGCUGCUCCCCCGCAGCCUGGCCCCGGCGGGCAAGAGCGACUGAGGUUCCCAACCUGCCCACCCACUGCUCUCUGCCUUCCCCUCCUGGGUCUGGAGCUCCUGCGCUGAGAACGGCCAGCCCCAAGCCUCACAUGGUGCCUCAGGGGGGCUCCUCUGCCCAGGACUCUGGUCCACUCGGGUCGGGGGGUCAUGGCCAAGGAAGGGACACGUCGCUUCCCAGUGGGAACUUCCACGGCCCCUGGGUGUGUCCUGGCCCCAAACAAGGAAGGAGUCUCUGACCUCAGCCUCCGGCUUCCUCUCCCCUUGUCCGAGUCAGGACCCCCCUCCUCCAGAGCCCAGGAGGCUGGUGGGAGGCUCACUCCCCACUGUCAGCUGGCUCGGGCUUGGGUGCAAAGCUCAGUCAAGGUCCUAGGUACAAAGAUCAAGGUCCCCCCCAACACCCAGCCAAGGAGGGAGUCCAGGCGCACCCCUGCCCUGACUCCACUGUCCACCCGUAACUCCCUUCUCUGCGCGUGGAGGACCAGGGGCUCCCUGGCAUCUUGCAGGAGGGACCACGGCUCUUGGCCAGCUUGACAUUUGAGGAAAGGGCUCCUGAUGUGGCUGAACUGCUGAGGCCCCAACACCCUCGGCCCAUCGUCUCCCAGUCCUGACCUGACCCACGGACACAGUCACUUCUGCCUCUGACUUUUUAGGCUAAAUAAAUUGGUUUCCAGCUGCA